Messenger RNA from Serpula lacrymans var. lacrymans S7.9, 2662 nucleotides. RefSeq lists its product as uncharacterized. The transcript is spliced from 11 exons. The record is from RefSeq and is a predicted model, not a curated record. NCBI's taxonomy places the organism in Eukaryota, Fungi, Basidiomycota, Agaricomycetes, Boletales, Serpulaceae. Bases 1 to 2598 code for a protein of 865 amino acids.
AUGCCUCCCCAGAUAUAUCAUCACAAACCUGCCCGGCCACACCACAGCAGCUUAACUAUACCCUGCGAGAAUUCUCAGUGCAACCGCUGGUUUCGCAGUCUCUCCGGUUUGAAAAAACAUGUGCGCUCUUGUCAUGUCAGUGCCCCCAGCCGUCCACUUCCUCCUGAGCACCCAGCACUUUCACCACCAGCUGAAAAUGAACUAGAAAGCAACUUCGAACCAUUUGACGGACAGGAUGAGCAAGAAAAUCCGCUAUUCAAUGAGCCAUUAGAAGAUCAGGCUCAAUGUGAGAUUGAAUACUAUCCUUUUCUAGAUGGACGGCCUUGUGAUGAAAACGCGAACUUUCUACCUCCUGGAGCAAAACCUGUACUACCCGAAACCCCGUCAACCAAUGAUUGGUCCCCAUACCGGGAUUGUGUACAGAUGUCUGGGGGAGAUAUUAAUGCCCUUGUAGAUCUGUGGAGGGCCUCGUUCAUCAAAAAUGGUCUGGCUGAUGAAGAUGUCCCUUUUGCAAACAAGGACGACUUGUACCGAGUAAUUGACUCGACUUCCAGCAGUGACGUGCCAUGGGAGUCUUUCUCUCUCUCAUAUAAUGGCGAGCUUCCCAAAGAAGACCCCCCAGAGUGGAUGAAACAGGAAUUUGAUGUUUGGUUUAGGAAAUAUAAAGACUUCAUGUCAGGGGAGUGGGCCUGGAAGCAGGCCAACAAGAUCUCCGUGGAUCCAACAACCCAUGGCUCAUCAUUCGUGCCUGUUAUUCUAGGCAGCGAUAAGACCACAGUGUCAGUUGCGACAGGCCAAAAUGAAUAUUAUCCAGUGUAUAUAUCCAUUGGAAACAUUCACAAUAAUGUCCGACGAGCACACAGGAAUGCUGUUGCAUUGCUGGGCUUUCUGGCCAUUCCAAAGACUGAGAAGAAGUAUGCAAAUGACAUCAAGUUUCGCAAGUUUCACCGACAGUUAUUCCACACCUCCCUGGCUCGCAUUCUUCAAGAUCUCAAACCCGGGAUGCUAGUUCCGGAGGCUCUUCUUGCAUGUAUAGUUCAAGGGUGGUGUCCUCGCUGUAUUGCCUGGCCUAACAAUCUUGAUGGCAGAGGUGGUCGGCGCUCAGAAGAUCACACAGAGGUUCUUGCAAACUUCCUCAGUCCAGUGGUUUUGUGGGACCAAUAUGGUAUUGUUAGCGACAUAGUACCAUUCACACAUGAUUUCCCUCGUGCCAACAUACAUGAAAUUCUGGCUCCUGAUCUUCUUCACCAAGUCAUCAAAGGUACUUUUAAGGAUCACCUUGUGACUUGGGUAGAAGAUUACCUCCAUCUAACAUAUAGCAAGAAGCGGGCUGACGAGAUUUCAGAUGACAUUGACCGACGGAUUGCAGCAGUUCCCUCGUUUCCUGGCCUUCGACGAUUUCCUCAAGGCCGGCAUGUCCCCCCAGACAUAAUAUGUACAUUCCAGGCUUUUCUUGACUUCUGUUACUUGGUACGGCACGAUACUCACAGUGACAGCACCAUCCAGAAAGUGCAAGAUGCCGUCAAGGAUUUCCACCACAGCCGCACCAUUUUUGAGACACUAGGUGUCCGACCAACAGGGUUCUCUCUCCCACAACAGCAUUCACUACAACAUUAUCCAUGGCUCAUUCGAAUGUUUGGGUCUCCAAACAGCCUCUGUUUGUCAAUAACGGAAUCACGACACAUUACGGCUGUAAAAGAAGCAUGGCGCCGGUCAAGCAGAUUUGAAGCACUUGGUCAGAUGUUGCUGAUCAACCAGAGGCUCGACAAACUUGCGGUCUCUAGGGUGGACUUUACAGCCCGUGGGAUGCUUUCAGGCAGUAUCCUAGACUAUGUAAAGAAUUAUCACAAUGAUGCAAUGGAGGCUACAAGAGCUCUGGAUACAAGAGCGGAGCACCACAAUACCGAAGACAACAACAACGGGGAUAGUGGGCCGGUCCCAGGUCCAUUGACACCUGGCUAUGUCAAACCAUCGGUUCGCCGUUUGCGUCAAUAUUCAACAAACUGCCACAAACUCAGUGUGCAGCUCAACCAACCCUGCCUUGUUGAGUUACUCCGGCGCUUCCUUUACAGCCAAGCGCACAUGAACGACCAUGAUGCACCCUCAGCCUUUAAUAUACCCCUGCACCAAUGCCCCAUGUUCAAUUCGAGGGUAGUUGCAACGCACUCGGCAGUUGCAUAUUUCUAUGCGCCAAGCGACUGCAGUGGAAUCGGUGGUAUGCGCCGAGAAACAAUUCGUGCCACGCCUUUGUGGCGAAAGCAUGCGGCUCAUUACAACUGUGCUUUUGUCGAGCGCGAUCCUUCAAUUCCAGGAAUCCGAGGACUCGAUGUCUGGUUCUCUCAUAUUCUGGAUGAGCCUGAUGAACUCACUGGGUUGUGGAAGGUCCAGCCUGAUACAAAUGACGAUGGAUCACCCAGUCUCGAAAUUAUUCAUUUAGACUGUAUCUUUCGUAGUGCACAUCUCAUGCCUGUAUUCGGCGAUUAUGGUCAUCGGUUCAUCCCAUCUGACAUUGAUUUCACUAACUCACUAGAUAAAUUUCCUACGUUCUACAUUAAUAAAUAUAUAGACCAUCAUGCCUUCGGACUUAGCCAAGGAUGAUUCAUAACUUGUCAAACUUGAUUUUAUACUUCAUGUACUUGGACCACGCUUGGAUAACACUUUG